AUGGAGAUGUGGGACUAUAAAUACAGGGCAGAGGCAGAGGAGAAGGCAGCUCAGAUUCAACUGGCUCUUCAAACCGAGCAGGAACGCUCUGACUCUACAGCUAUGGCACCCACUGUUUUUGGACAAGCAAGCUUUCCUAAGGAACACCUGACUCCUGCUCAUAAGCUGAGGAAACCAAUGGUCGAGAAACUGCGCAGAGACCGCAUCAACACCAGCAUUGAGCAGCUGAAAUCCCUGCUGGGUCCUGAGUUCCUCAGGCAGCACCCAGACUCCAAGCAAGAGAAGGCGGACAUCUUGGAGAUGGCUGUGUCCUAUCUGAGAGGCUGGCAGCACCAGAAGCAGCAGCAGCAGGCCAACGUGACCUCGGGCUUCAUGACAGCCAAAGACGGCUACUCCCACUGUGUGCAGGAGGCCGUCAGCUUCCUGUCCCACUGUGAGGUCCAGACUCAGGCCCACAGACGGCUGCUCAACCACUUCCAGGGUCUGCAGACGUCCAGCAGGACCAGCCACAGUCCCUCCACCCUCUCCCCUCCUGGCUCUCCACUCCAUCAGGUCAGCUCCAGCAAGGGCCAGGCCUCCGGUGCUCUGUGGAGGCCUUGGUAGGAUGGAGGCAGCAUCAGAAAGAGAAAUACGUCUGUGAACGUCAUGGACAGAAAGUUGAAGACUCACUGAAGUCUGUUUCCUUUUGCUUUGGCAGGAGAUUCAAUAUUGUUGAGUGUUUCACUUGUGGUGAAAUGGGCACAAUGUGCCAGUAUUCCUCUGGUAGGAAUGAUAUGAUUCAGGUUUUACUGAAUUUGUACACCAUGUGUAUACACAUUAUUCACUUUAUAAUUUAGAGUGUUUAACUCUGUGAUUGUGUUAAUUGUUCCUGUGGAAAAGAAACAACUCCUGAAUUUAUGUUUUUUUUGCAAACGUCACUGAAUUGUCUUGUGAACCCACAUUGGGUUGAAAUUAUUUAAGUGUCUGUGACACUGUUUGAUUUAUGUGUUUUAACUACUGUCUAUCUUUGAUACUGAGUAUCACUGACUGAUACAUUUCAUCAGCUUGGUGUUGAUGAAUCAGCAUCAUCCCAUUAAUGGAUCCCAUGGAUCCACUUUUACUGUAAAUCGUAUUAUGAUUAUACUUAAUUAUGACUAUUUGUAACCAUCAUUUGGCCUAUGUGUGAAGGAAUGUUAGUGCAUGACUUGUACCUGUUAACUGUUCAGAUGUGAUGUUCAUAAUAGAUUUUUUUCUUAUCUUCAAAUGAAUACCUUUUAUAAAGGCAUGUUAUGUUGAUACAUCUUUACUAAAAGAAUCUGUUGAUUUGCUUCC
Morone saxatilis (striped sea-bass) is the source of this 1311-nucleotide messenger RNA. RefSeq names its product transcription factor HES-5-like. Gene Ontology annotation, molecular function: RNA polymerase II cis-regulatory region sequence-specific DNA binding; DNA-binding transcription factor activity, RNA polymerase II-specific; protein dimerization activity. Gene Ontology annotation, biological process: regulation of neurogenesis; regulation of transcription by RNA polymerase II; anterior/posterior pattern specification. Lineage: Eukaryota; Metazoa; Chordata; Actinopteri; Moronidae. The transcript is spliced from 2 exons. The record is from RefSeq and is a predicted model, not a curated record. Gene Ontology annotation, cellular component: nucleus. The coding region runs from base 1 to 603 and encodes 200 amino acids.